AUGCCUUAUCUUUCUGAAGAACUUUAUCAACGUUUACCUAAACCAAAUAAUGGACAAAAUUCAUCACCUAGUCUUUGUAUUACACCAUAUCCACAAUCAAGUGAAUUUAAUCAAUAUCAUAAUAAAACUAUUGAAAAAGAUGUUGCAACUAUUACUGAUGCUAUUGAUAAAAUUAAUUCACAUUAUUCAACACCUGGAGUUCCUCGUCAUGAACCAGUUACUCUUUAUAUCAAAUCUUCAUCAUCGAUAUCGACACUUUUUAAGGAAUAUUUUGAACUGAUUAAAUCACUUACUAAUAUUGACAAUAUUCAAAUACUUAAUGAUGAACCAACAGUUGAUCAAAAAGAAUAUAUACAUAUUGCAACAACAUCAGAUUACAGACUUUUUUUUAAAUUGACUGAUGAUUUAGAAUAA
Messenger RNA from Rotaria sordida, 414 nucleotides. The record is from the annotation of a GenBank genome assembly. Lineage: Eukaryota; Metazoa; Rotifera; Eurotatoria; Philodinida; Philodinidae.